Molecule: messenger RNA, 3149 nt
Organism: Hippoglossus stenolepis (Pacific halibut)
Lineage: Eukaryota; Metazoa; Chordata; Actinopteri; Pleuronectiformes; Pleuronectidae
Gene: arf2a
Product: ADP-ribosylation factor 2a
Exons: 5
Coding region: 142-684 (180 amino acids)
Biological process (GO): intracellular protein transport; vesicle-mediated transport
Cellular component (GO): cytoplasm; plasma membrane
Molecular function (GO): GTPase activity; GTP binding
Source: RefSeq, a predicted model, not a curated record
UAAAAAACACAGCGAAAAAGACGAGGAGGCGGAUGAUGACGAAGAACACGAUACGUCAGCUAACGCCAUUUUGUUGUUUGAGCAGAGCAGCAGUGAAAAGCACCGCAAAGCACCGCAACGCACAAGAAAAGGUGAGCCAAGAUGGGGGGUUUCUUAAGCCUCUUUAAAGGGUUAAUGGGCAAGAAAGAGAUGAGGAUCCUGAUGGUGGGGCUGGAUGCUGCUGGAAAGACCACCAUCCUGUACAAACUCAAACUGGGAGAAAUUGUUACCACAAUUCCCACCAUCGGUUUUAAUGUUGAGACAGUAGAGUACAAGAACAUCAGUUUUACAGUGUGGGACGUCGGUGGUCAGGACAAGAUCAGGCCACUCUGGAGGCAUUACUUUCAAAACACACAAGGCCUUAUCUUCGUUGUGGACACUAAUGACAGGGAGCGAAUCGGUGAGGCGAAGGAGGAGCUGAUGCGAAUGCUGGCCGAAGACGAGCUGAGAGAUGCACUGCUGCUUGUCUUUGCCAACAAACAGGACCUGCCCAAUGCCUUGAAUGCAGCUGAGAUCACAGACAAGCUGUGCCUGCACAACCUGAGCCGGCGGAACUGGUAUAUCCAGGCCACAUGCGCCACGACUGGAGAUGGUCUCUACGAGGGUCUGGACUGGCUUUCAAACCAGCUAAAGACAAUGAAAUGAUCCAUCACUCCUCCCCGUCCUGUCUGUCACCUCUGUCUGCAGUGUAAUGGGAGACUACACUGGUCUUGGUCUGUCUCACCCCUCUUUUCGCCUCUGUUCCCCUGAAGAGUCCGACCUUGGGCCAGUGCUCCCAUGCAUACUGUAUGUGUACUGUAGUGGUGUGUUUGGAUGAAUGAAAGAAUGUGUGUUUGUAUGCGUGAGCAGAGUGGGAGCAGCCCUGCGGUGCCUUGAACAGAGUUAACGCCGACACCUCCUCCCUUCAGGGUCAGCACAUCCAAAGGUACUGGUUUUUAAGGACGAAGGGAUCUGUCAAGAAUGUUUGUUUAAAAAAAACAUGCGCUUGUGGCAUUAAGACCAUAAUAUAGGGCUGCACAUUAUUAGGAAAACAUGCGAUAACGUCUAAUAUUGCGAUUAAUAAACAUAAACAGCUCCACAGCCCGGCCACAGCGCCACUUAAACGUAAUUACUGUUUAUUCACCCUUCCAAGACACAGCAUACUACAGUGUAGUAGUAUGGGUUUAUUAAAAUAUGUAGUUGACAUCCAAGAUCUGUUUUUUGCAUGUUUCCAGUUUAACUGUGGCAGCAAACACUGGAUGCUUGUUGAUUCUCUCCUAUAAUUAAGAUCUUUAGAGUUUCUGUCUGAAUUGUUAAGUCCAUAUCCCGUAGGUCACAAUAAUAGUCAGGAUGUUGUGCUAUUCAGCAACUGUUCCAGAUGUUUUCACAUUUGUUGAACCAUUUUAAAUCCAGUUCAGUUCCACCUCCCUGACCCUGAUAUUUCAUCUCAGGCCUUACACACAGGUUUAAAAGGAUGCAUCCUGGCUGUGCCCACAAAAGACAAUAAAUGUUUUGAUUGUGUGUAUUGAGUGUAGUUAAGGCAUCAUUGGUGGAUUUGUGUUUCCCGUGUAAGUUUCAGCUACAUUCACGCCAUUGGAACAACGAGGCCUUUUUUAGAGUUGCUCCCACUCUGGUUUAUUAUUUACUGGUGGUCUUAUAUUCUCUUGUAUCUAGUUCUUUUGGUUAGGGGUUGUUUUCUAUUCUAUUUUAUUGUUUUUUUUAUGUUGGUGUUAAGCAUGACCUGGUUUACCUAAGCAUGAGCUGACGUGCCAGGUGUGCCGUCUUUUUUGAAUAAAAUGUUCUCGGGACCAAUUGGUUGGAUUCAGGAUUAGCUCAUUGUUUUUCGGUGUUGGGAUUGGCCUCCAGAGCGUAAAGUCUCCUCCUCGAUUGUUUCCCAGAGGGCAGGCGCACACUCUUACCCAAAUCGUCAGCUCCGUGAUAAGACAUUACAGUUGAAUGGGAAGCAUCUAGUCCGACCCGCUUUAUAAAUCAGCACUGUAAAUGCCUCUUCAAUGCUUCAGGCAAUAUAGUCCCUGCAUGUACCCAGGGCGCUUCCCCAUGUUGUUAUUUAAAUUAUGACCCUCUGAUGCCCUUUGCACAACCUCAUCGGCUUGCACAACACAGGGCUGUGUGAAGACCGCAGAAUAUUCAUCAGCGUUUGUUAAACAGAGGUAACACCAUGUCUUGUCAUAUUAAAGAAGGAACACUAAGAAUAAUGCAAAUGGUUUCAGUAGUUUUUGAGUAAUGCUUCUUACAAUCUCCUCCUCUCCUUAGUAGAGGUUUAUAGUGCUGGGCGAUAUGGCUGAAAAUCAUGUCAAGAUAAAAAAAUUCAUAUCAGUAAUUAUCAAGAUGAACGACAGAUUUUUGCUCUUGAGUGAAGGUUGUGGUUUUAAACUUUUCUUUAUGAGCAUAGAAUGACAAACACUUGAGGAAUCUGAGGUAGAGCAAUUAUGUGUUAUACCACCUCACUGUGCUUACACAGUGUAUUAGAUUGGAAUGUUGUUAUAUUGCUAUUUAAAAUAAUAUUGUAAUUAUUAUUAUUUAUAUUGAUUUAUCGCCCAGCGCUAGGAGGUAAUAACCAUCCCCAUUACUUAUCACCAGCAGACAGUUAAAAUGUACCAGUGAGAAUGUUACAACGGUUCAACCAGCCAUGAAACAGUUUCCUUCACAUUGAUCCCAAAUGUUCCUGCAGUUUAUUAAGAAAUCAACCAUGCACACCCAUAACAGAGUGAAGAUGACGAUACUGUCAUAUAAUCACACUGACCUCUCAAGGGAAAUUCAUUUUCCAGUUUUAGUUUUUCUAUAUCUGGAGGUUUUCUUGGAAGGUUUGUGUAACUGGAUGACUAAUCCUUUUUGACUUUUUUCCCCUCUUUACAUUCUGGUGUUUCCUAAACAUCUGUAGGUGUGUUGGAUAAUCUGGUACAAAGCAAGAAGUACAAAUGUGUAUUCUGUUUUUUUUUUUUAACUCUAACUUCAUCCACCUACUCGUGUUUCAAACAGCUUUAAUUUUUCAAAAGUUUCUGGACGACUGACAGCAUAUGUGCAUAUGUAUCUCUAAAGUACCUUUAAUGCUUUUUUUCCAUCUUGUCAUCAGCUGAUAAAUGCACUAUAAUAAAUAAUUCUCUAUUGUA